Molecule: messenger RNA, 504 nt
Organism: Dromiciops gliroides (monito del monte)
Lineage: Eukaryota; Metazoa; Chordata; Mammalia; Microbiotheria; Microbiotheriidae
Product: 60S ribosomal protein L39-like
Exons: 1
Coding region: 1-156 (51 amino acids)
Biological process (GO): translation
Cellular component (GO): cytosolic large ribosomal subunit; ribosome
Molecular function (GO): structural constituent of ribosome
Source: RefSeq, a predicted model, not a curated record
AUGUCCUUUCAUAAAACAUUCAGAAUCAAGAGGUUCCUGGCCAAGAAACAGAAGCAGAAUCAUCCCAUUCCUCAAUGGAUUCAAAUGAAAACUGGUAAUAAGAUCAGGUACAAUUCAAAGAGGAGACACUGGAGGAGGACCAAACUCGGACUGUAAAGAAUGGCCAGUACAACGAAAGACAUUCUACAUAUUCCCCAUUCUACCACCCACCCCCUUUACCAUGUCAUCUAUCUAAUCAUUGAUCCAUCAAUCACCAGAUCCAUCAAUAGCCUCAUUGCCCUAGAUAAGAAGGAAAUACUACGACUGCCCUCCCCAUAAGAAGGAAAUAAUAGUAAGCCUGCCCUCCCUAUUUUGGAAGCUGUCUGCUAAGAUGCAGACAUCCAAAAAAAAAAAGACAACAAAAUGUUAGGUUUGUCUUGCCCUUAAUGUGUUUCAUGGAUUGCAUUCAUGCGUUCAGGUAAUGUGUGUGUUGUGAUAUAGUUUAAAUUACUGUUACCUGCAUGU